Molecule: messenger RNA, 3282 nt
Organism: Toxotes jaculatrix (banded archerfish)
Lineage: Eukaryota; Metazoa; Chordata; Actinopteri; Toxotidae
Gene: cdkl5
Product: cyclin-dependent kinase-like 5
Exons: 17
Coding region: 16-3282 (1088 amino acids)
Biological process (GO): protein phosphorylation; regulation of dendrite development; positive regulation of axon extension
Cellular component (GO): nucleus; dendrite cytoplasm
Molecular function (GO): protein kinase activity; ATP binding
Source: RefSeq, a predicted model, not a curated record
CUUCGGGAGCUGAAGAUGCUCCGGACACUGAAGCAGGACAACAUCGUCGAGCUGAAGGAGGCUUUUCGCAGGAGGGGGAAACUCUACCUUGUCUUUGAAUAUGUUGAGAGGAACAUGCUGGAGCUAUUAGAGGAACUACCCAACGGUGCACCGCCUGAUAAAGUCCGCAGCUACAUCUACCAGCUCAUCAAAGCCAUCAACUGGUGUCACAAGAAUGAAAUAGUACACAGAGAUAUCAAACCUGAGAACCUCCUCAUCAGCUCUGAAGAUGUUCUCAAACUCUGUGAUUUUGGUUUUGCUCGUAACCUGUCUGAAGGAACAGAUGCCAACUACACCGAGUAUGUAGCCACAAGGUGGUACCGCUCACCUGAGCUGCUGCUGGGGGCUCCCUAUGGAAAGGCAGUGGACAUGUGGUCGGUGGGGUGUAUCCUUGGGGAGCUGAGUGAUGGACAGCCAUUGUUUCCAGGGGAAAGUGAGAUUGAUCAGCUCUUCACCAUUCAGAAGGUUUUGGGUCCACUCCCUGCAGAACAGAUGAAACUAUUCUACAAUAACCCUCGAUUUCAUGGAAUCAGGUUUCCCUCAGUUACUCAUCCUCAGACUUUGGAGAGACGGUACCAGGGCAUCUUGAAUGGUUUGAUGUUGGAUCUGAUGAAGAACCUGUUGCUGCUAAACCCUACUGAGCGUUUCUUGACGGAGCAGAGUUUGAACCAUCCAGCCUUCCAGCCUCUGAGGCAGGCAGAGAGAGAGAGGCCUCCUCCUGCAUCUCCUAACCCACCGCGCUCCUCCAAGAGGAAAACGCACCAUCAUGGAGAAAACACAGUCCCUACAAGGAGUCACAGUAAGAGCACGAGCCGCCGCUCCAACAGCAAAGAGUGUUCCAGCCUUCCUCGUCACGGCGACCUCCAUCACCUCGGCAAUGAGAGUUUCCUUAAUGGUAACAAACCUGCCCCAUCCAGCUUAAGUCCUACACUCCACCCCAAGGGCCAGUACAUGUCCCAGACCCUCAAUCGCUCUGCCUCAUCCAGCAAAGACUUGGCAAACAACAACCUGCCACACCUCCUCAGUCCCAAAGAAGCCAAAGGCAAGACAGAGUUUGACUUCAACUUGGGUCCCUCCCCAAAGCUGUCAGACCAGGGGCACGGGGCAAAGUACGGCCACAGCAAACCAAGCUCCUCUCGCUCUCAGCAGCAGCAGCAGCAGGCCGGUCGCCACACCUUCCUGGAAAACAAGACAAACACCCUGCAGUCUGGAGCAGAGAAACAACAUGGCCGACAUGCCCACAGUAUGGCCGACUCUGCCCACGGAUCCAUGUCCUCCUCUUCUAAGAGUUCGGCCUCUUAUCUCAGCCUGUCCAAGAGCCACAGCGCCCUGAGUGAUGCCAAAUCUGUAGGGAACCUCAGCGAUGGUCGGCUCCAUCCAGAUGACCCAAACUCCAACACAACAGCAGGGGUGGGACCCAGCGCCCGCUUCUUUCCUGCCAGCUGUUUAGACCUCAAUGCCCCUUCAGGUCCUCCGGGCCCACCUGGCAGCCCCUCUGCCCGACACAGUGAUCGAUCCGGGCACAGCCCCGCCUCUCGUAGCAGCGGCAAUAUCCGCAUGGAGAGCAGCACACUGGACUCCUCAUCCAGACACAAAUCCAGACAUAAACCUUUAGCACCAGAGGAUGCCGGUGCUCCGGAGCUCUUAGACCCAGGAGGAGCAGGGAUGCAAUCCACUCACACUCUGCCUUCCCCACACGAGUCUUAUCAUUACGGCCUGGGCUAUACCUCCCCUUUCUCCUCGCAGCAACGGCCUCAACGCCACUCCAUGUAUGUGAGGAGGGAGCGACACCGACCCCACGGGGUCGAGGGUGGGAUGGCGGGCUUGCCUGCACCAGGGCAGGUGAUACCGACACGAGCCAGUAGCCUGCAGCUCCUCUCCCCACAACUGCAGCACCGGACCACCCUCACUGGACACUCAGUGAGCUCUUCAAGAGAGGACUGCACUGAUGACAUGACGAGGAGUGAGCAGUCCCCUAAAGACAUGAGCCACCCUUGUGCCCCCAUCAAAGACUCUGCGAGGGACAACACUGCUGCUUUUCAUACACAGCGCUCUAAAAAUGAGGUCGGUAUGUAUCACGACCCUCAUGGCGAGGAUGGAGGUUCCUCCAAGGAGAACCGGAUGAUCUUCACUGAGUCCAUGCCGCGGAGAGUAGGCAGCUUCUACCGAGUUCCUUCCCCCAGACCAGAUAACUCCUCCUCUUUCCAUGACGGUGUCAGUCAGGGUCGAGGCCCGGUCGUACCUGUUGUACCUGGAGACCCUGUUGCAAUGGCCAACCACUCCAAACGCCAGACCGCUUUUGACUGGACCGCAGCAGAAGCAAUGGUCAUGAAUCCUCCAGAGCCCACCAAAGAGAAGGAAAAACAAGGCUUCUUCAGAGCCAUUAAAAAGAAAAAGAAGAAGACACAAAUAACGGACAUGGAGGACGGGAGGAACCCCAGCAUCAAGAAAAGUCUUUUCCCCCUCUUUAGCUCUAAGAAUAGCUUAAAGCACAACUCAGCUGUCAAAGUCCUACCUGUAGUCGCCUCGCCUAUGGUACAACACCAGCCUACUGCGCCCUACCCUGCCUCACCAGUUACUGGUAUGGGACAGGAACACCUGUCCCUGCAGAGGAGCUCCAAGCCCUCCUCUCAUCACGGCAGCCGGCGGAAAAACCGUGAGCGAUCCCGAGACAGAGACCGGGAAAGAGAGCAGAGCCGGGACCGAGACAGAGAGAGGGAGCGAGAACGGGAGAGAGAAAGAGAGAGAGAAAGGGAGAGAGAGAGGGAAAGGGGAAGGGAGAGAGAGAGGGUCAAUGACUGGCCACCAGAGAAACCAGUGGACUCGCAUUCUCAGAGUCAACCACUCAAGUCACUCCGCAGGCUCCUUCACCUCUCCCCUUCUUCCUCAAAUCAAGGACAGCCUCCUCCUCCUCCCCCUCCAGACCUGCGCUUCCAAGCCCCCAUCCCCAACCCCCCUCAGCCCUCCUCCAAAGCGGGCUACCCUGAGGGUCGAGGGCACGCCGAGAGCAGGGGGCACUCCGGGGUGAGCAGCACCUCCCAGGCCAAGAGCCGCAAGGCCAGCUACCCCCUCCCCGGACAGAUCGAGUCCAGCUGGCAUGUGUCUGCUUUACAGCGGGCAGAGGGUGCUCAGUUCACCCCAGAACAGCUGGGCAUCAAACCAGGGCAGAAUGGACCCACGUUUACCCGAGCCUCCCGCACCAGGAUGCCAAACCUCAACGACCUGAAGGAGACUGCGCUUUAA